Anthostomella pinea is the source of this 777-nucleotide messenger RNA. NCBI's taxonomy places the organism in Eukaryota, Fungi, Ascomycota, Sordariomycetes, Xylariales, Xylariaceae. The record is from the annotation of a GenBank genome assembly.
AUGUCCAAGAUCUCCAUCCUCAUCAUUCCCGGCGCGUUCGGGCUCCCAGAGCUCCAUGACCCCGUGGUCCGCCCCAUCGCCGAUCAGGGCCACGACAUCCGCGCCCUGCACAUGGAAACCGCAGGUCUAGGAAGCGGGGGCGCAAGGGACGGACACAAGGCGCCGGAUAUGUACGCCGAUGCGGCGCUCAUUGCCCGGGAGGUCGAGGUGCUCGCCGAUGCCGGGAGGGAGAUCAUUAUUGUAGCGCACUCGUAUGGCGGCGUCCCCAUGACAGAGAGCACGCGCGGACUGCGGGUCGCGGAGAGGAAGAAGCAGGGCAAGCCCGGGGGCAUUGUGCGGAUCGCCUACCUCACGGCGCUUGUUCCGGCUGUUGGCAUGACGGGUGCUGAGGCUUUGACCGGUGCGGCGCAGGAGGAUCCUGGAAGACCAUCGACAUCAAUCGAUGAGAACGGAUGGCUAUAUUACGUCGAGUUCUCGAAGGAAGCGUCCAAGAGCUUCUCAGACCUCCCCGCCGAAGAAGGCGAGAGGAUGGUCAGGAGAUUCACCCGGCAGUCGGCCGCCGCAUUUGGCAGCCCGUUGACGCAUGCCGGCUACAACGACGUCCCAGUGUCGUACCUGAUCUGCGAGAACGACCGAGUGAUUCCGGCCGAGUCCCAGCGGACUGGGAUCAAGAGGAUUGAGGAGGCCAGUGGAAAGAAGGUCGACAUUACCUGCAUCGAUGCUGGUCAUGUCCCGAUUUCUAGCUCACCGCAACUCGUGAUCAAUUGGAUUGGUUGA